Messenger RNA from Penaeus indicus, 8239 nucleotides. RefSeq lists its product as uncharacterized. NCBI's taxonomy places the organism in Eukaryota, Metazoa, Arthropoda, Malacostraca, Decapoda, Penaeidae. The transcript is spliced from 13 exons. Bases 1 to 6597 code for a protein of 2198 amino acids. The record is from RefSeq and is a predicted model, not a curated record.
AUGUGGCACUACGAGAGUGUGUGCGUGUGUGCGUCGGGGGCGGCCCGGGCCAGGCAGGUGUGGAGGUGCGAGCGGCCCCCCAGUUCUCGGGUGCCACGUCCAGGAGGUGCCAAAGGGAAGUGCCACGCCGGGAACGCCCUCAGAGUCAGCCCUUGGAGGUCGGGGCGAAGUCGGAAAAACGAGCGGAGUCCCCCAGCAGGAGACUCAGGGGCGCAGGAACCUCCCGACCGCAAGUCCACCUCCCCCAGGCAGAUCCACCCCGCUGACCUGGUGGUGUCCGCAGCCCCCUACGCUCGCCGCAGCUUAGAACGAAGUGGGGGGCGAGGUGGAGGGGGCUCCCCGUGCAAGUCUCCCUCCUCCCCCACCCCUACCAUCACCUCCGCCUACCCCAUCACGCCCAACCUCUGCGUCACGGGCGGGAAGAUCGAGUUUAUCACGCCCCCAGAUUCCACCUUGUCCUCGACGGCCUCGCGAUGCUCCACGCUUAAGCUCUCUCCGUCGACGCAGAAGGAGGUGCUUAUCGAGACCCCCCCCGGCCACCCCCCCGAGGAGCAGGAACAUGCUACCCCGCCCUCGACGCUCUCCUCCGCCUCCUCUUCCUCCUCCUCCGCCUCCUCCGCUGCUUCUAAGGACAUCGCGCCGCAGAUUUACUCAGUAAGGGUUGAAGCGAGCGGCGAGGGCGAGCCCCUGCAGGACGAGUGCCAGGAGCCCCCGCCCAGCCAGGACCGAGGGCAGCAGCAGCACAGGCAGAGGUCUCAUGCCCACGCCAAGGAGGAGAAUGCAAUAGAGGCCAAUAUGGAUGGCGGAGAGAAGAAGCAGAGUGGAAGAUGGAAGGUAGAGGAGCUGAAGAGGGAGAACGAAGAGGUGAAAUCAAGACUAUCCUCCUUGCAGAAAGAGUUUACCCUGUUGGAGGAACAAGUGCGCGUACUAAUGGCCGAGCGUCAUGAAGUGGAGAAGAAGCAGCGCGCAGAACAUGAGGCCCAAGAACUAGCCUACGUGUCCAAGUUGCAGCAGUACCAGGCCACCAUUGCAGCGCUUGACCAAUGCAACCCGACAGUUGUAGAAGAGAAUCCCCCCAUCCAACACACAAAGGUACCAUCGGAAGACUUGCAAUACCACAAGGAGGCCCUUAUUAGUAAUGAAUCUGUUGUGCAGAUGCUGGCAGAACGGUGUCGCACACUGGAGCAGGCCAAUAAGAAAUUACAGUCCGAGGCGCGGGCACAGCAGCAGCAGUAUGAAGUGUGUCUAGACCGCGUUGCUACACAGGUCGUCCAAGCUCUCCUCUCGCAGAAGUCACACCAAGAGCAGUGUGUGAAGUUGGCCAACCAGGUCCAGGCUCUCAGACGGCAGAACGCAGCCCUCUCCUCACUGGUCGGCCACGGGUCUACCCCUCAGACCCUACCCUGCUCCUACCGGCAUGGUUGUGCGCCCCAUGCCGACCCCCCUACCUUCCUCAGUCUCCCCACGUCGUUUACCAAGAACAGACAGACUGAGCAGUGGCCACCAGGAGGAUGGGUGGCCUCUUGGCAUGUGGAGGAGAGCAGCAGAAGUCACCUGAGUGACAAUGCCUCCUCCCAGAAUCGCUUUCAUUCGAGCUUACAGUUACUCUCUGAAACUAGUCUCCAGCCUAGGCUCUCACUCUCGGACCACAACACCACUUCGAGCAGUGCACAAAUGGGGGAGGACUGCUACACCCCUCAGGAAAGAACAUCCUGUACCUCAGCUGCUAAUUCCUCUACUAAUACGGCAACAACAACGUGUUGGUACGACAUCAUAACUUCUCUGAGUUUAACAACAACUUCUCAAACAGCAGCUGUCAGGAGUGCUCAGGGUCAUGCGGCCGUUGCAAGAUCUCACGACACCAACAACAUUUGGCAUCAACAAGACCCUUUGCUUAGUAGCACUGGGAGAAACAGCAGCAGCAGUAGCAGCAGCAGCACUGACUGCCCCCUCCAAGCCCACUACCACCAGAAAUCGGGUGGACACCAGACCAACAUAGCAGAUUCUCCUAGUGGGUCUGGGAACCUGGAAGACAUGGGGACGUCUCUGGCACCCAGAGGAGAAAGUGGCAUGCAGAAGUUUUCCCCUUUGUCACUGGAAUCAGCACCUACUAGCACAAGCAGUUCCCCAGAGCAGAAGAACUGCCAUGUGUCCCAGUCAACCAUGGAUAACCUUGACUUAAAGGACUCAAAGGUGAAAGUUCUUGAAAAUAAGGAAAUAUUAAAUCAUACCUCAAGUGAAAUCAAUGCAAACCUCCUUGUUAAUAAUGUAAGUAAAGAUGAAAUUAGCAACAUACUUCAAGUGAAAGGGGAAUUAUUAAAGACUUUAACAGAGGCAACCAAUAAACAGUAUCCAAUUGAUUUAACAGUAUUCACAUGUGAGGACAAAAGCAAGGGUGCAUUAAAUAAGAACUUGGCCAAAGUUAGUUCUAAGGUUAGUAAUAGUGAAAGGACCAAUAGUAACGAUGGCAGCACAGCAGAGGAAGGUGCAGAAGUAACCACCAAGGACGAGGGUUACUCCACCAUGUCCAGUGACGUUCAGGCAGAGGUUAAGGAAAGUGUAACUAUUAGUUCUGUGACGACUGUGCAAGAAGAACCUCUGACUCUCGUUCCUGUCAGUGAGAGUGGUAGUCAGGAGACGGCCAGCGUUGUGGGUGACAUGUCCUUAAGUAAAGGGUCUAGUAACAAGAGUGAAAAUGAUUCAACAGACAAAAUUAGUGUUAAGGAGAGAAAGGUAUCCAAUACAAAUAAUGAGUACUGUGAUGGUCUUCGUGUUAUAUAUGAUGAAGAAGACAACAAUUCAGAUGUAUUUUUUAUACCAAUUCAAGAACCAGAAAAUGAGAGCUUGUAUAGACAUAGUUAUCAUGUACCAUCUAAUACGGAACCGAGAUUGCCAACUCGAUGGUACUCAGAUUCCCAGCUCUACAAAGAAAGGAGAAAUGCUCAAGGUCAUAAAAUUGUCGCUAGUCUUGAUAGACAUGUGUCCGUAAAAGAUCUUGCAGAGAGGACUGCCUCCACUGCAGAAGUGUUGGAAGAAGCCUGCAACACAAGGAGCUUGAAAAGAUCCUCAGCGCAGGCAAGUCUCAAGCGAGCCAAUCUUCGUAAAAGAGAAGAACAACCUACCUCAGGCAGCAGUGAAGAACUGUGGCCACUGGAGGACGACCACAGAAAGUAUCUCUCUCCCACCUACAGCCACGCUGAGCUAGAGGACUGGUCACUUGACUUGUCAUCGGAGUAUCUGAGUGGUGCAUGUGGGGAGGGCGAGGGGAGUGAGAGCGUGGGCACGAGUGGAGCCCACCAUGGAUCUCUGCCGUCCAUCCAGGAAGCCACGCCCGAACUUGAGGAGGACAAUAACGAGUUCCUCUGGAAUGGUGCUACGUACUUUAAAACUGAUUUAGAUUUAGACUGGUCAAGUAAAAAGGAAAUGACCAAAAGCUGGCAGUUGGAUCAUGCGAAGGAGAAUCAGAUAGUUAUGUCUCCUCGAUCUGGGUGCUCUGACCAGCCUGCAGUGUGGUCUAGCAGUGAGCAGCUUUCGUGCUGUUCCGAAGGGGUUUCAAAGUGCAGUUCCGAUUUUGAAAAUUUCUGUGAACAAAUAUGUAAUUUGCCUGAACUGAAAAGGGUGUCCUUUUGCAGUAGUGAGUUAGGGGGUCAGGAAGCCUCUAAAGGUGCCAGCCACGACACCUCGAGUGCGGGCGAACAUGAAGAAGAACUCGCAGAUGAAAUGUGUAUUGAUACUGUUUUUACUAGAGAUUUUUACCGCCUUGUUAAGUUUGAAAGCAACCGAAGUCUUGCAGCCUCAUCUAAAAGUCUGGCCACUUCUGAUGGACUCCUCACUAUAGAGAGACUGCAAGACUUGGAAUCUAGUGGAUCACGCAAAGAGGCAUUAGCAUCUGUCCUUGGUUUUAUUGCAGAGCAGCAGAAGUAUUGCAAGGAGAGAGAAGCUCAGGAUGAGAAAGUUGGCAGUAGUCACUCUAGAGAUAUGUUGAAGAUUGCCAAUGCUAUUGAAUGUGCUGGAUCUCCUUUAGCCUCCGUUCUCUUCAGGGGAACGUUUCCAAAGUCUGCACUUCGUGAAGGUACCGGUGACCAGAUUAAAGCCUCAGAGGAAUUCUCCAUGAGGACUCUGCCCACAAAAUCAUGGAAGCAAAGCAACUCGGUGAAGAGUAAAGUUGGUCCAGCUGUUCCUGCCAAACCCAGGUCAUGUUACCUUCAGGGAGGUCAACCUGGAGCUGCUACCUCUAAUGUCUUACCUACAACUCCUGCCAGAUGUCACCCUGCAGCCGCAUCCUCAUCCCUUCCAGCUGCAUCAGCUGAAUCGCCACCUGCUUCCCUCCCAGUCUUGCCGGCCACAUCUCACCCACACCCCUCUGUGCCUUCCCGGUCAUCUAGUUUGGCCCCUCUCCAAGCCAUACCUGCUUGUGAAGAGGAAGUUCCUCUCUCUCCUGUCCCUACGGUGCCCAUCAGGAAUGCCUCGCACCCUCCUGAUACAGACUCAAUUGCAGAUCAGCAGAUUUAUUGUACGCCUUGUCCCGAAGUACCUCAUCACAACCCUCCAGUACCUGACCACAAUUGUGUGGACAUGUCUUGUUUCCCCCCGGUGCCCCGUCGCUCAUCCAGUAUGGCUUUCUGUUGCAAUGUCUUACCUGUACCCGAGCACAAGGUGUCCCUGAAUGACCCCCCACCUGUGCCCAAGCGCAUAACGAGCCGAGCCCUGCCCAAGCCUCCAGCUGUGAUAACCAGCCAGGCAUCGUUAAACAAUGCCAAUGGCACGAGCAAGAGCAGUGGUCAUGAAGGUAAGCGACCUCGGAGCUUCCUGGGACUGGGAAUAUCCAGCCCUAAGAGGCCCCAGAGCGAGCAUCAUGAACUGCCCAGCCUGAGUGAAAACCCAGCAGGCAUGCUGGUAGAGUUGCAGCGAAUGGCCAAAGUGGAGGAGGAGGAAGAGGAGAAGAGACAAAGACCAAGACCUGGAGGCCUCUAUGAAGCCACAAGUCCUGGCGGGUCUGUGGGCCUUGGCACUGGCUGGGUCAGGGUCCAGCCCCAUGUCGAUCUGCAAGACCCUCAGGCUCGAGCUAAUCUGUUAGAUGGGAUGAUGGAGUCAAGUGAGGGUUGCAGCUCAGAGACAGAGGACGAUGAGGGCAUGGCACACCAAUAUGCACAGCUCAGGUCUAUGCAUCGCAGUAGACGUAAACGCAAAGCAUCACAUCGUAGCGGAGGCGAUCGUCUGGUGCUGGGGACGGGAGUGGCCCGCCCCUCCAUCCUUGGCCGGAAGGACUUGUUUGUGAGAUUCGGAGAGCAGGAGAAGGCUGCUCUUGAGGAGUUUGAGUUCCUGUGUGACUUCUCCACAUCCCUCUCUGACUUAGGGUCACAGGACCUUGGUGCGUCGAGUGUUUUGGGAGACAAAGCCACUCCUAGUGCUGUAACGGCUGAUGGCAGGAGUGUGCUUUCUAGUGUGCCCAAGGCAGAUAAUCAUCCCUUGAAAAGACAGCAAAUAGGUAGUCAUGAAAUAAAGGGCAGAACUCCAAAAGUCGAUUCCAGUUUGAAAAACAGCUUAAAAAGUGAAGUUAGUCCCAAAAAUAAUAUAGCCAGGCCCAAAAGUGAACGAAGUACGAAGAGUGACUUGAGUGUAAGUGAACGGGAAGAUCCUAAAAGUGAAGUAAGUGUAAAUGAACGCGAGGACCGAUGUCCUGCUGGCAAUAUUCAGGAAGGUGUGGAUACGAGAAGUCUUUGUAGUGUAAGGAGUGCUAUACGUCAGCUCAACAAGUUUAAUCACAACUCAGGAAUUAAGCAACCUGCCACUACAUCAGCUAUACCAGCUAGAAGUGCUUCCAGUACAACCUGUAGCAGAGUAAUCCCCAAUAAAACCAGUUCCAGUACCAGUUCAAACAGACCAAAGGUUUGGAGCCAAGCCAAGAAUAAAGUGAGCGACGGUACCCCCAGCGGAGCACCCAAGUGUAGUGCAAGACAGGUGAACCCACCAAGCAGAACGCCAUCUCCUCAGCUUACCUCCAAGGACAACCGAGUCGCCAGCAGCAAGUCGGUGGGUCAGGUGCAAAAUUCUGGUGACAGAUUACACAGCAACUUGAAAACGAGCUCUCCCACACGUAUCCCACGUAUCCAAACACCUCACAUGUCUUCCAAGAAAUCAUCAAGAGCCGAGUCUCCAAAAGCCCUCAAAGAAGAUACUCCUUCCUCCAAAGACGCUGGCGAAUCCUCUAGAAAGUCCAAAGCCCCAUGUGAUAAGGCACUGCCACCCAAAGGGUUCUCCAGCAGAGCAGCCAAGCCUUCCGCAUGCAUUCGUUCAAACCUUGCACGGAGGCAGCAACAGCAGCAGCAACAGCCACAGCAGCCACCUCAGCAGCAGCAGCAGCAGCAACAACAGCAGCAGCAGCAGUCUGUCAGAAGUGGCAUCAGGAGUCCAAGACUAGCCCGGCUGAAGAAAUCCUCAGAUCCCCUCGACUCUUUCUCCAGCAAGUCCAUGUGUGACAGCGGGUCCAGUGAGGGCUCAGAGCGGUGCGGGGGGAGGCUCUCCCUCAGUGACUCCUGCGCGGAAAACUUCUCGCCGAUAGACAGCGGGGAUGAGGUUUUUGAGAAGGAGGGCUGAUGGGCUUCUCAACCCAUGUGAAAAUAGAUUUACCGCUACUUUUUCCUUGCCAGAUAUGGUGCUUUGGAAUUAUUUAAAGGGAGCACUUGAAUAAAAAGUUUACACAUUUGCAGUGUGCAUGAUGGCCAAUAUGAUCUUUAUAUUUCUAUUAGUUGCAUUGGGGUUAUUUAUUCCUUUUAAUUUAUUUUUUCCCUGUUGAAAUGCCCUUGGAUAUUGCACAUUCCGAAUAUUUGUGACCAUGACAAUAUUCAGAGCAACAUGCAUUUAUUAACAUUAUUCCAGAUAUUUAUAUGUAAACCUAUUUUUUUGUUUUUGUUUUUGUUGUUCAUGUAACCCUUUGGAGCUAGUGUCUUCCACGGUCUUCUCACUACUAAUAUGCUUCUGCUUCCCAGGCUCUCAUGUGGAAGGUUUGCCUAAAGCAACGAACAAAGGUAUCAGUGGCUUUACCAGAUUUAAAUAGGUCAUGAUAGAGUAUCGAAAGAUUAAUUAACAGACUGAAUGGCGUUAAAUGAUGCUGUUCGUCAGCAGCAAGAGCAAAUGCUAGUCACUUCGGAGUAGGGUAAAUAUUUAGGGGUUAGGGAGGUGCAAGUAUGUGUCUCGAUUCAGGAUGCAUUUAUGCAAUAAUUGCCCUAAGUGUUACAUGCAUUUAACUACCUUUUUUGAUAAUGUGGAUCCCUUGAUGUUGAGUGUGAACUACUGACUGGAAGGAAGGUAUGGUUAAGUUGUGACCGUGAAUGCCUGCAUUUGCGUUGCAAGUUUUGCAUUGAGUAUCUGUCAUGAGCAUUUUGUAUUUAUAUUUGAAAAAGUGUUUCCAGAUGCCACUGUACUUGAUUUUGCAAUCCUUUAUUGCUUCAAGAAUAACAGAAGGGCUUCAUAGUACAUGACCGUUGCAUUGCAUUAUUGUGUAAAGAGAUUACCAAAUGGUGCAUUACAUUUCUUGCAGCAGUACAAAUUGGUUUUACUCUGGUAUAUGCAAAUUUAGUUGCCUUCCAAUGCCUCAACAUUAGAGCUUUUCAUAGGAUGCAGUUUUAUUGCUUUCUUUGACAAAGCCUUUCAGCAAAUACCGUGCAUUGAUAUAAUGAAACAUGAUCAAAAAGUGACAAAAAAAUACACGAUAAUCCAUUUUGGUUAAUUGUGCUACUCUCUGUUCAUGAAUAGUGUGUAGAAUGAGUUUCUGAACGUCUUCAGGUUUGUUACUACGUUACACAAAGAUGAAUUUAUUUUGGUAAUUUUUCAUACGUUUAGAUAAAAAGAGAGAAAAGUGAAGUGCGCUAUGAACCUUUUUGAUGUGAUUAUUUGCGGGGAAAAUGAAGGGGGUAGACUUUUUUUUUUUUUUUUUACUGUUCAUUUCCUUUCCUUUUCCGUGUAGACAGGAAGUCGCAAAGGACCUGUGGCUCACCUUUGUACGGACUCAGAUUUACACAUCCUGCUUUCCCUCAAGUAGUAGCUAGCCCAGUUCAAUGUCACGAUUCAAAACAUCCUUGAAGGUAGAUCUCAAAUACUUUAUAAUGAAAUGUUAUGGAAUAAUAAACGAGAGAAGUGCGUUUCAUAUGUAAUUAACUGUUGUAAGAUAGUAUGGCUACUAGUGUACAUAGAUUUUGUAGUUUCCUAAUUAUUACACCAAUAUAGUCAACAUUUCUGC